Messenger RNA from Salvelinus fontinalis (brook trout), 1575 nucleotides. Its product is annotated as focal adhesion kinase 1-like. Gene Ontology annotation, cellular component: signaling receptor complex. The record is from RefSeq and is a predicted model, not a curated record. The transcript has 9 exons. The annotation marks the transcript as partial. NCBI's taxonomy places the organism in Eukaryota, Metazoa, Chordata, Actinopteri, Salmoniformes, Salmonidae. Gene Ontology annotation, biological process: positive regulation of kinase activity; multicellular organism development; cell surface receptor protein tyrosine kinase signaling pathway. Gene Ontology annotation, molecular function: transmembrane receptor protein tyrosine kinase activity; ATP binding.
AUGAGGAGGAGUUUCCCCCCCCCAGAGAAACUUCUUCAGGAAAAACAGAUUGAGUCAUGGCUACGCUCCUUUCUGCAAGUGAGAAAAUACAACCUCGACUUGGCAUCACUGAUUCUUUACGCUUUCCAGCUAAGUACAGCACUCGCCUACCUGGAGAGCAAGCGGUUUGUACAUAGGGAUAUAGCUGCCAGGAACGUGCUGGUAUCCUCAGUGGACUGUGUUAAACUGGGAGACUUUGGCUUGUCUCGAUACAUGGAGGACAGCUCCUAUUACAAAGCCUCCAAAGGGAAACUGCCUAUCAAAUGGAUGGCACCAGAAUCUAUUAACUUCAGACGCUUUACCUCAGCCAGUGACGUGUGGAUGUUUGGUGUGUGUAUGUGGGAGAUCCUCAUCUACGGAGUCAAACCCUUCCAGGGGGUGAAGAACAACGAUGUCAUCGGCCGGAUAGAGAACGGAGAGCGUCUGACCAUGCCCCACAACUGCCCCCCUACCCUGUACAGCCUGAUGACCAAGUGCUGGGCCUACGACCCUAGCAAGAGACCCUGCUUCACAGAGCUCAAAGCCCAGCUCAGUCAGAUAUUGGAGGAGGAGAAGCUGCAGCAGAAGGAGAGGACACGUAUGGAGAUGAGACGUCAGGUCUCUGUGUCCUGGGACUCAGGGGGGUCCGACGAGGCGCCGCCUAAACCCAGCAGACCAGGGUACCCAAGCCCACGCUCCAGUGAGGGGUUCUACCCCAGCCCACAGCACCUGGGGCAGCCCACCCACUACCAGAUAGCAGGAUACCCAGGCCCCCACGGCAUGCCCUCCAUGACCAGUGGGAUGUACCCUCCCCAGGCAUCCCACGAUCCCCAUGACACCUGGAACCACCACCGGCAGCAGGACCUCCCCAUGUGGUCCCCCAACAUGGAGGACAGGGGGUCUCUGGACAUGCAGGUGAUGGGUCAGGUUCUGCCCCCCCUCCUGAUGGAGGAACAGCUGAUGAUGCAACAGCAGCAGAUGGAGGAGGACCAGCGGUGGCUGGAGCAGGAGGAACGCUUCCUGGUAAUAAAACACACACUAUAUAUACAUACACACAAACCACAUACACACAUACCCCACGCACAGACACACUAUAUAUACAUACACACAAACCACACACACACAUACCCCACACACAGACACACUAUAUAUACAUACACACAUACCACACACACACACACUAUAUAUAUACAUACACAAAUACCACACACAUAUACAAGCACACACACACACUAUAUAUACAUACACACAUCCCACACACAUCCCACACACACACAUAAUGGUUGUACAUACCUGCCUCCUGUAACCCCUCUGAUGGUGAUGCAGGAGAUAACAGACCUGCCUCCUGUAACCCCUCUGAUGGUGAUGCAGGAGAUAACAGACCUGCCUCCUGUAACACUUCUGAUGGUGAUGCAGGAGAUAACAGACCUGCCUCCUGUAACCCUUCUGAUGGUGAUGCAGGAGAUAACAGACCUGUCUCCUGUAACCCUUCUGAUGGUGAUGCAGGAGAUAACAGACCUGCCUCCUGUAACCCCUCUGAUGGUGAUGCAGGAGAUA